Epinephelus moara (kelp grouper) is the source of this 1064-nucleotide messenger RNA. RefSeq lists its product as uncharacterized. Gene Ontology annotation, cellular component: MIS12/MIND type complex. Gene Ontology annotation, biological process: cell division; mitotic sister chromatid segregation. Lineage: Eukaryota; Metazoa; Chordata; Actinopteri; Perciformes; Serranidae. The record is from RefSeq and is a predicted model, not a curated record. Bases 5 to 1051 code for a protein of 348 amino acids. The transcript is spliced from 11 exons.
CGGCAUGUUGAGCGCGCGCUGUGAAGAAAACGGUUUGAAAGAAAAAAUGGCGGAAAAACAUUCGGCUGUGGGACAUGACGGUUGCGAAAGUGUCGCCGUCGAUACCCAGAAUGAGAUCAACUCGGAGAAACAGACAAAGAAAAGAUGCCUCUCCACAAGCCCCAGCACAGCUCCCCCAAACAAAUCUCCCCGUACCUCCGUAUCACCCAGCAGACAGAAAACAGAUGCAGGGGACCAACUAGCGAUGCAGACAGAAAACACAGAGGGACCUUCAUGUCCAACUUUCAGCCCCACUGCACGAAGGAAAUCCUGGAGAAGAGCUACUAUAACCCGACGCUCACUCCCUGCCCUUCCCAAUCCAUAUCAGGUGUUGUGCAGGAGCAUCAGUGCAUCUUUACCACAGCAAGAGAGGCUUGAGAAAUUGAUGGAGGCUUCAAUGAGGCUGGUAAUAGAAAGAACUCAAGAUUCCAUACAGUCGGUGCCGAACACCUCACUGGAGUCUUUUCAGAAACAAGUUGAGCACAUGCAGAAAGAGUGGGGUUGUUUGGCCAAAAGCAUACGCGAUGAGCACCAGGGUCAUCAAUUCCCUGCUGGAGCAGCCAGUUCUAGUGACCCAGCAGUGCAAAGAGCCAUGGAAAAAGUCCAGAAAGCCAUCAACAGGCUCCAGGCUGAAAGUGAAUCUUGGGAGGCACUGUUGAACAAACACCGGAGCAAAGCAAAGGAAUUGGAAAGGAAAGUGGAGCAGGGCCAGGAGGGAGGCGUAUCAUUAGACACUACAUCUGUGGCCCAGUCGUCCCAGUACCAUUUCUUACAGAGUAAACCUGACUACCACGGUCUCCUCUGUCGACAACAGCCCAUGCUUCACACUAUGGCAACGAUUAUGGACACACAGACUAAGAUGGUUCGAAAGCUUCUGUCCAUCAAGGAGCAGUCACAGUUGCUAGUGAAAGAGACCAGUGGCCGACUGGCCGCAGAAGCAGGAUUCCAGGAUCUUUCCCCCGACCUCAUCAAGAACCUCCUGGCAGCACCUUUAUCCUCCGCAACUACAUAGUCACUCAGGCAUG